UGUGUGUGUGUGUGAUGAUAAUUCAAACGAAACGAAACAAAAUCAACCGAAAUGAAACGAACUGCGCUCAGCCAAGCAAGCUGAUAUAUAAUCAUUUCAACGAUUUUUUAUUUUUUUGGCGCUCAUUACGACGUGUUUCUAUCGGCAUUUUUUCUAAUUAUUGUAAAGAUUUCUUUGUCUGAUUGAUUUAUUUGUCCAAUUUGGUCCAAGGUCCACGGCGACAACCUUUUUUUCAACAUAACAAUACACGCACACACUUGUUUGAUGAUUACAAAUGAAUUGAAUUCUGUUAUUACUUUGGUGAAAAAAAAAUUAUCCGAAAUCGAACAUCUAUUCAGCAUUAAUCGGAUUCGAUUCUUCAGUAAAACAAAUAUUCAUUAUUGAAACUAAUAAACUGACAAUCACAUCAUCAUUAUCUUGUGUAAUUAAUAAUAAUAAUAAUAAUAACGAAAAAGAAAACAUCAUGGGUUGUACGCUUAGUACAUUAGACAAAGAUGCUUUGGCUAGAUCCAAAGCUAUUGAUAAAACAAUUCGUGCCGAUCGUGAACGACAAUCACGUGAAGUUAAAUUAUUAUUAUUGGGUGCUGGUGAAUCUGGUAAAAGUACUAUAUUGAAACAAUUAAAAAUAAUUCAUGAAAAUGGAUACAAUAAAGAAGAAUGUUAUAAAUAUCGUCGUGUUAUAUAUGCGAAUGCCAUACAAAGCUUGUCGGCUAUAUUGGAUGCAAUGAAUUUUUUAAAAAUAAAUUUUACAAAUACAGAAUCAUAUCAAUUAGUUGCACAAUAUUUUGAUUAUCCACAAUCAAAUCAUAUGGCACCAAUUAUUACAAUGGAAUUAGCUGUGAUUAUGAAAAAAUUAUGGCUUGAUCCCGGUGUACAAUCAUGUUAUCAUCGAUCACGUGAAUAUCAACUUAAUGAUUCAGCAUAUUACUAUUUAAAUUCAUUAGAUCGUUUAUGUCAACCGGAUUAUUGUCCAACACAACAGGAUGUAUUACGUACACGUGUAAAAACGACCGGUAUUGUUGAAAUUUCAUUCCGUUUUAAAGGAUUAUUUUUCCGUAUAUUCGAUGUUGGUGGUCAACGUUCUGAACGUAAAAAAUGGAUACAUUGUUUCGAAGAUGUGACAGCUGUUGUAUUCUGUGUUGCAUUAUCUGGCUAUGAUUUAUUAUUAACCGAAGAUGAUGAAGUUAAUCGUAUGCACGAAAGUCUUCGUUUAUUCGAUUCAAUCUGUAAUAAUAAAUGGUUUUUCGAUACAUCAAUGAUUCUGUUUUUGAAUAAAAAAGAUCUAUUUGAACAGAAAAUCAAAACAUCACCAUUAAAUAUUUGUUUUCCCGAAUAUACAGGACGAAACACAUAUGAUGAGGCAGCCGCUUACAUACAGAUGAAAUUUGAAACAUUAAAUCGUAAUUCAGAUACUAAAGAUAUUUAUACACAUUUUACAUGUGCAACCGAUACGAAUAACAUACAAUUUGUAUUCGAUGCUGUCACCGAUGUAAUAUUGAAAAAUAAUCUACGUGAAAUUGGCCUUUAUUGAAUAUAAAUUCUAUCCAUUUUAAUCAUCAUUCAAUUCAAAUUAACUAAAUCUCAUUUCUGUGAACAAAUAAUUUUCAUUCCCUCCACACACACUCCCUGUAAUGGGUAACAUUUGUUCGACAUUUUUCUAAUUUUUAUUUUCGCUUGCUCAAACAUUUUAUAUACGAAACAAUAAUUUAUAUUCUACUCACACAUGAAUUCUAUUAUGGAUUCAUUAUCAUUAAUUAAUUACCUUAAUUCAUUUACCAUUAUCAUGUGCCAUAUAUAA
Molecule: messenger RNA, 1798 nt
Organism: Dermatophagoides farinae (American house dust mite)
Lineage: Eukaryota; Metazoa; Arthropoda; Arachnida; Sarcoptiformes; Pyroglyphidae
Gene: Galphai
Product: G protein alpha i subunit
Biological process (GO): adenylate cyclase-modulating G protein-coupled receptor signaling pathway
Cellular component (GO): heterotrimeric G-protein complex; cytoplasm
Molecular function (GO): G-protein beta/gamma-subunit complex binding; GTP binding; GTPase activity
Source: RefSeq, a predicted model, not a curated record